Messenger RNA from Cynara cardunculus var. scolymus (artichoke), 718 nucleotides. RefSeq names its product dirigent protein 23-like. The record is from RefSeq and is a predicted model, not a curated record. The transcript has a single exon. Lineage: Eukaryota; Viridiplantae; Streptophyta; Magnoliopsida; Asterales; Asteraceae. Bases 8 to 571 code for a protein of 187 amino acids.
ACACACAAUGGUUGCACCCAUGGUCACUACUUUUCUGAUGUUGUUCCUAGCCACUCGAGCCUGGGGUCAAACCACCGACGACGUGAGUUGGGCCAAACGGGUGGACACCGGUUCGCAAGUCGUCACCACGAUGCAAUUCUACUUCCAUGAUACCUUGAGUGGCAGCAAUCCAAGUGCGAUCAAGGUGGCUGGACCACAAUCAUCCGCCACCUCACCUGGUGGCGGAUUCGGUCAAGUCAUGAUGAUCGACGACCCGUUGACCGAGGGACCCGACAAGAAAUCCAAGCUCAUUGGACAUGCCCGUGGGUUGUAUGGUCAAGCGGCGCAAAACGAGCUUGGGUUGAUUAUGGUCUUAAAUUAUGGUUUCACUGAUGGAAUGUAUAAAGAUAGCUCGUUCAGUCUUUUGAGUUUGAACCCUGUUAUGCAGACUGUUCGUGAGAUGACAAUAGUCGGUGGUACUGGACUUUUUCGACUGGCACGUGGGUAUGCAUUGGCUCAAACAUAUUGGAUCGAUGCUAGUACUGGCGAUGCAAUUGUAGGGUACAAUGUUACGAUUGCCACUUAUAUUUAAGUUAGCAAUCUUUUUUUGUUGAUGUUCGCUUUUAGUGUUAAGCGUAUGCCAGAUUCUUAUUCAGAUAUAUUUAUGGUAUAUCAAAAUGUGAAAAACGACACUACACUUUACUUCCUAAUAUGCGAUGGAUUUUGUUUAACUGUUCAA